This is a messenger RNA of Homalodisca vitripennis (glassy-winged sharpshooter), 9877 nucleotides long. RefSeq names its product monocyte to macrophage differentiation factor. Gene Ontology annotation, molecular function: pore-forming activity. Bases 505 to 1194 code for a protein of 229 amino acids. The record is from RefSeq and is a predicted model, not a curated record. Gene Ontology annotation, cellular component: membrane. Lineage: Eukaryota; Metazoa; Arthropoda; Insecta; Hemiptera; Cicadellidae. The transcript is spliced from 6 exons.
CAGAUACGUCGUCUGCAUUGUUUCGUCUGUUCCCUCCCUAGUUAGUUACUGUUAGUAGGCAGUAGCUAAAGGUGUGAAGUAACAUCGUCCCAAUGGUAAUUUGAUUCACUAAAACCUAUUUAUUUAAAAUCUUAAUUUAACAGUAAAUUAGUCUAACGUUUUGUUGUGUCGGGUUUUGAUUCUAACAACUUACGAUGGAUUCGGUUCCCAUUGAUUAAUACACUUCCUGGGCCGAGCUUGUUCAGUAACCUUGAAUCAAUGAAGUAGUCCAUAUCCUCCAUUGAGAGGUUUCACUCACAAUGCUAAAUCGAAUAAGUCGGUGAAUAGCUUAACGUAACGUCUGGUUGUUAAAGUGAUUACGUGAUGGAGCGAUCGAUUCCUUAUUUAAAAUAGAGUUCAGGCUUUUUCUUCUGCCAAAGAGAGGAUGACAAUCUUCAACCUGCUUCCAUCCUGGACCUCAGAACCAUUCAAGCAUCUAGGCUGGCUGUGGCCUAAAGGAGUGAAAUGGAAAAAAACGAGCGAGCCAGCCCAAACAGGGCUUAUGUGCCCACAACAGUGGAGCAUAUUGCCAACAUCAUCACUCAUGGCAUCUGGAUACCUCCCAGUGUGUAUGCCGGGACAGUCCUGCUACAUCGCUCCACCACGAGGCUGCAGUACUGUUCCGCUGUUGUUUACGGCAGUGCACUUGUCCUCUGCUUCACUGUUUCUACCGUCUUCCAUUCCAUCUUCUAUUGUGGCCACAACCAACAGCUGAAGGACUUGCUGCACCGAGGUGACAGAGCGAUGAUUUACGUAUUCAUUGCUGCCUCUUACUUCCCAUGGGUGAUGCUGCGGCCACUGCCUCAGGACAGCUUGGCUGCAGAGCUGUGGUGGCUUGUCUGGGUGUUGGCGGCAGCAGGCAUACUUUACCAGCAGAUGUUCCACGAACGAUACAAGACACUGGAGACUUGCUUCUACAUUUUCCUAGGAGCCGCACCAUCCCUGGCCGUACUGGCUCACAUAGAACACGCGGAGUUCGCUGGAAUCCAGGAGUUGAUGUUGGGUGGUGCACUCUAUGCCAUCGGUGUCUGUUUCUUCAAAUCAGAUGGUGUGGUGCCAUGCGCUCAUGCCAUCUGGCACAUGUUUGUCGGCACAGCUGCAACGGUACACUACUAUGCCAUCCUGCACCAUUUGUACACUACGCCAAGCGUAUAGCUGUGAUAAACAGAAGGAAGAGAAAUAGAUCUGUAGUUGCAGUCAUCAGGUUGAUAGCUAAUUUUUGCCACUGCAGCUGAUGUACAGGUGAAAAGUUGCAAAACAAGUCAAAUCCAAUUUGCUUGCAAGCUUUUAAGAUAAUCUGAAAUUCCUCUCCAGCAUAAUGUUUUAUAACAACUAAAACAGAUUUUGAAUCUAAAGAAAUAAUUUUUGGCUUAGUAAUUUGGCCAAAUAAGUUGUAUUGAUCUAAUACUUGUCUGAGAUAUUUGUAUCACUAGAAGUCGAAGAGAUCUCUCAAUGUUUUGUAAUCACAUAAUGAUUAUAAGAUUCACUUUUCUACAACAAUUUAAUAGAAUUCAUAGUUUUGAAAAAAUAACAAUAUCCUUGUUGGUAGAUCUCAUAGAAAUCUGUUUAUUAAAUAAUAAUGGAAUUUCCUGAAGAUAUUUUACACUUUUACUUAAAAUAGCCCCUAAAACACAAAACCACCUUAAUCCAAAUGUUUUUCAAGUAAAAUGAAUAAAAAUUGACAGAAAUGCUUAAAAUACGUUCUUUAUUCUAUAAUGAAUGAAAUAUUUAAAUACCAAUACCCUGUAGAAAGAAGAACAAUUAUUGUUGCAAGAAGCCAUUAUUCCAGUUAAAUACUAUAUUGCCAGUUUUUUAUGAUGUUGUUUUCAGUCUUAGCCCAAUUCGAACAAACGAAAUUUCUCUUAUUACAAAGGGAAAGUUAAAGUUUAUUUUAUUGCUUAUGUUUUCAUAAUACGAAAUUUAAAUCAUGAGUUGUUAACAUUUCUAAUAGUUAUUGAGUUAUUAUGUAAAUAAAAAACCUUCAGCAUGAGUUUAAAACGUGAUACAAUUUUAAAGGCUUGAUAAAUUCGGUUAUAAAUAAUUAUUUCCUUGAAAUAAUAUUAUCUUAUGUUUUCUUUUAUAAUAUCACGACCAAUAAUUCCAGUCACAAAUACUCAUAAUAAUGAAUUAUUGUAUUAAUAUCUAUUAUAUAAUUAUAAUUCCAUCAAAAAUGGACAAGUAAAAACACUGUUAACCAAAGUACAUUCAAGCGAGCAUUCCAUAACUGUAUUUACUAUUUAGUUUUAUGGUCUAAUUAUAAUGAUUGUACACUGUCUAAAACGUAUAGUUUUCAGUUCGUUAUUGUUAGGAGCUACUUUUUCUAAGAACUAAUUCUGGUGGCUGAAUAGUUAAAAUAUAAAAUUUACCACUGAUACUCAUUGCAGUUAAUUGGCAUUAGCAACAUGUUAGUCUACUGGUCAGAUUUUUUUUGAUAGUAACAAAAAAAAAUAAAAUCGUUGUACCAAGAAAAGAUAAUAGGAUUUCGUACAUUUGGCAUUGUUAUAUAUUACAAAUAGUGUAUUUUUGUUAUGUAUAGUCAUGACAAAUGUCAAAAAUAUUCAAAUCCUUUCAAAUUAUCUAUCGUUAAUAACAAACAAGAAUAAAAGGUGCCUUUUAUGAAAUCUUUGUCUUUAUGUCUAUUGUACACAUACGUGUUUUUCAUAAGUGAAAAUGAAACCAAUUUAAGUUAUUGGUGAUGCAUUUGGAUCAAGUUUGUAAUCUUAAUUCUAGGCACAUGUUUAAAAUAAUGAGAACAUUUUUUAGAAUUAGUCUAUUGAAUUCAGAGUAGAGAAUAGGGAUCACAAUUCUUUUGGCGUCAGUAUCGGAAUCAGAGUUGAAUUCUUUUGAUAUUAGCCCAUCUGUAUAAAUUAUUCAUCACAGUACGAAAUUAAAAAAAAAUAGUUCAAAAGUUCUAUAUUUUGGUAUAAAACCGUAAUCACGUAAUAAAUAACUAUAUAUUAUAUUUAUAAAUAAGUUUAUUAGGCAAUAUCAACCAAUGUAAAGUUUCAAGAUGGUGGUCAUUAGUAUUGGGGAAUUCAUAUUUCAACUGUUCCACAUAAACAAAUAAUUAAGCGAGUUUUGUAACAAAGCAAGUUCAUACAACAUAUUCAUACAGGUUUUGAUAAUUUUUUGAGGUUUUAAUAUGGCUGCUGUUCAAUGUUUCAAAAGGUUAAGUUAUUUUUUGGCCAAGAAAAGGAAAAGAGUUUUACAAUUUUGAAGUAGUUUAUUACCAAGUUUGCUGUUACAAGUGUUCUAUUAUUGUGUAAUGUUUCAAGAUAGCAGGUGUACAAUCUUUUGAAAAUCAAAUUGUAAAAUAACAUUGUAGCAAUACUAGUGAACAUGUUAACUGUAAUCAUUUCAAACUAUACUUGGUAAGGGAAUAGUUCUUAUACAUACCUUUGAUAAGUUUGUUUGUCAUUAUCAUUCAAUCUGGGUGUUCUUAUUUGUGCAAAAUGUUUAGUUGACUAUUCUACACUAUAAAUCACAAAUAGAACAUGUUUACAACUUUGAACAUUUUCAAACAACUUUUAUACCUGCAUAUUUUAACUAUUUUUAAUGUUUAAAGAUGACGAUGAUGGCUGCUACAAUUUCAAAAAAGGAAUGGUUAUCUUAGCUGCUAAGACUUCAUAGAACAAAUUAGAAACGCGCCUUAGAUAUCUCAGGUAAUUUACAACUGUUCCCAAAGUUUUUAUUCUAUCGAAAGGUUUUCAGAUAGUUGCCUUAUAAAGUUUUCGAAUUAACUAUACAAUAAUAUUGAAGCAAUACAAGUGAAUACAAUGUAAAUGUCAUUUACAAAUUUAAUAUAAUUUUAACUGAUAGUGACCAAAUCAAGUACACAUUUUUAGAAACCACGUAUUUACUUAUAACUAUUUCAGUCUUUAAAGUUUUGAGAUGGUAGAGUAACACAAAUUUUGAAAGUAUUAACACGACAACUUGUAGAGUUGUCAUACCAUCAGUGUCCUACAAAUUAACCUUCAACACUAAUAAUGUAUCUUCAAUUUGAUAUUUUAAGAUGACUAUGAAAUUCAUACAUAGUAUCUACCUUUUCAAGUAUCAACCGUUUAAAGUUAAGAUAUUGAAUUAACACAAACAAAUAAAUCUGUCGCAUUAAUCAGAAUUGGUAUAUAAAGUUGUUGUUUAACCAAACUGUUUUUUUCACUUUCAAUAAAAUGGUCAAAAUGGUUUUAACUUGUUUUGCACAAUAUUUGACAAUGUUGUUGAACACAUGGACCAUAAAGACAUUACCGUAGGAAAUGCUCCAACAACGGGUGCAUAACAAAUCAUUCAGUUGGAGGGUUUUAAAUAAUUUUAAAUUUUGCUAUUAAUUAUUUUCUAAUGUUUCAAUCAAAACUAACAAUCCCCCUGUUCUGUUUAACUAAACGUUGAGAUACAAUGAUAUGUAAGAAUGUUCAGUUCAAAUUUAUCUCUUAGACUACCUGAUGUAGGAACAUUAUGAGUUUUAACUAAACGUUGAGAUACAAUGAUACUCGUACAUCAGAAUUUUCAGUUCAAUUCACCUCUUUAGACUACCAGAUGUAGAAACGUUAUGGUUCUGGCCUAAAAUUAUCCAUUAAAGAAUUUUUUAGUAUUUGUAGACUGAAAAUAAUUUAUUUGUGGGCUUAAGUAAGAAAUUGGUAAAUAGCUUAAAAAUUGUAUUGUAUAGUUACUAAUUACUAGUAUUGAGUCUGUUACUUACUUGUAAAGGGGGAAAAUACAAAUAAUACCCAUAUAUUAAAGACAAAGUCCCUGACAUUUGUUUGAGAUAUGAUUAAAAAUUUAAUGAUUAGCAAAAUAUCAUGUUUAUGAUUUUUGUGAAAGAAUGUAAAUGUUAGUUAAUAAAUGUUAAACAUGUGAUGCAAGUUAUGAAAACAACCUGGUCCUAAGACUUUCUUCAUAUCUUGAAUACUUAUCAAAGACUGACCAUAUUGACUUGACUUCAAUCCAUAGACCAAACGUUUGUCUAUUUUGUCUAUUGGCCCAUACAUACCAAGCAUUUGCCUAACCUAGAGUUAUCCUAAUAGCCUUCCAUAUCUUGUAAUUGUGGAAGACUUCAAUCUAUGAAAGUGUUCAAAUGGAAGACCAAGAUCUUUUCCUUAUUACAUUGUUACAUUUACUAUGGAAAGUGUACCACACAGGAAUCGACUGCUGGUAAAUUGAGCAAACCUUACUAAGUCUGGCAUUUAAGUCCACCAUACCUUGUUCUGGGUUAUUACCACUCUAUACUCCUUGCUGCCAUCAUAACUGUAGUUUUUUGAACUUUCAUAAAAUAAUCUAUUUUUCAUUAAUGUUGUUCUUCUCUUUGCUGAAUUUUUCCUGCAUUUUGCUGUUACCCGGGAGUAAUACAUAAACGUUUUGUACAUAAUUCUUUCGACAAUAUGAUAUUUAUUUCAACAAAAUCAACUGUUUUCUGGGGUACCAUUAGAGCAAAGCAGUAUAAAUGAAGGUUAGCAUACAAUUGUAAUUUCUACCUUUACAUACCAAAUUAAUUUUUGUAAUGGAAGUAAAAAUUAUUAUUUAAUUUUCUUUAACAUUCCACAUUUCCACAAUUAUAAGAUUAAUACCACUAGCGAAUUACAACACAUAUUCCGAUAAUUAAUUUAAUUUAGCAAGUCCUUUCAGAAUCAAGGAUUCCAUUGUCAGUCAACUUCACAAAAUCAUUGCAUGAUUACUAAAUUUUUAAAUACCCUGACACAAUAACGAAUUUAAUUAGCUUUACAUUAAAUGUAUGACAUGUAACAGUUUUGUUUGAAUUAAAUAAUUGUUAAAUUAGUAAAUUGUGAGUGUUUUCUCCUGUGGUUGUGUAGCUGGAUUAAUCCAGCCUAGUAGUGCUAUAUGUUGUGGCAAUUCAAUUGUGAAAUGUGUAUAAUUCUUAGUAUAUUCAGGGGGUAUUUUAAUAUUUAGUUUAAAAAUGCUUAAAUGUAUAGAUCUGCUGGUAAUAAGUUGUAUUUAGUUUAUAGCAUACUGCUCUCUAGGUAAUAACAUCAUUGCAUUGUGAUUUCAUAUAAACGUUCCUCUGAGUUUAUAUUAGUAUAUAUUCAAUUGAAGCACAUUCUAUAAAAAGUUCUUAGAAUAAUAAUAAUAAUCUCUUAAGAGUAAAUGACGGGUAAAUUUGUAACGCCUUUCUUUAGAGUUUCCAAUUUUCAUUCCAUUAAUAUCUAUUCUAUUCAAGGUGCACUUUUGUGAAUUUUGUUAAAAUAAGUACUGAAAUGUGGAUUGCCAUUAAACUGACUUUUGAAAGAGAGAGAAUGCUGAAAAUAUUUUAAGAAAUAACUAAAACUUUUAACAUGAAAAUUAUUUGUAUUUUGAACAGUAUCAAUAAAACCUAACAAUCCCCCUGUUUUUAACUGAUGUAGUAAAAAUAUAAAAUGUAUUACAAAAAUUAUAUUUUAAUAAUUAGUUAAUUAUUAUGUUACAAAAUCAAUUAAAACCAUUUCAACUGUUCAAGUAUUUUAAUAUGUAGUUUUUAUAAAUAAUUGCUCUAAUAUCAAUAGAAGGAAUCUCUCACAAUAUAUUAAAAUACAACAGGUCUGUAUAUAAGCUUAGAAUAUGUCAGUAACAAUAUUUUUAUGAUUUAUAGUGAACUUUUAAUUUCAAGUGAUUUGUUAUUGACAUUCUUAUUCCAUUGCCAUAUUGAUCUCAAUUUUCUACUGUGCUAUUUUCUCCUAGUAUCCUUAUGAUUGUUACUUUGUUCUGUGUAUGUUGUACUUUUAUAUACUAAAUACAUAUAAUUUACCAUUAUUUAUAUGUGAAAAUUUUAUACAUAUUUUUAUUUUUGGUUAUUUUUGUGUAGAAGUAUAUUUUUGAAACUCUGAAUUGUAUUAUAAAAUAAUUGUUUUAUAAGUUUUACGCUUACACAAAUUUAACUACAUUGUAGUUAUUUUAAUCUUAUUUAAUUAAUGUUGUUCCAUUCAUUUGACAGACAUUCCAAAACGAUUGUUAUUGUUUACUAUUUAUUUUUUAUUGAGUGUACUCUUUACAGUUCUUUAUUUUAUUGUUUUUUUAGUUUAGUUGAUAAGGAUAUCAGUGUUUGAAUUGUUUAUAUUUUGUUGUUUUGUGUUUCAAUUUGUUAACCAUUGUUUGUUCCUGCUGAGAAUUGUAAAUUUUACUAUUGAGUUCUUUCAGUUGUCAUAUUUUUACCCAUGUAAAGCUAAUAAUUAAGAUAUUAUUGCUCAACUUUAAAAGUGCCAUAUUUUUUCCCACCGUCUUUUUGUGUUUUCUUUACACUGUCUUCUAAUUUGUCAACUGUCCUACCCAUAUGAGUAUUCUUCGAAGAACCCAGUAUUGCUGUAGAAUAUUCUGAAAAGAAUAAUUUAAAAUAUUUUAUUAAAUGAUGUAACAUAUUUUGAAUGCCUAAGUAGUAUAUCGUAGCUACACAGUAUACUGUAGAUCUCCUCAUAGUACAUAUAUAUAUACUGCUAGAUAUUCACCACAUUCAAUAUAGUAUUAACAGAACAAUAAUAACACUGUUCUUUAAAUAUACAUAUAAUUAAGGAUGUGCCGAUGCUGAUUUUGAGUUCAUAAUUAAUCAACUGAUUCUCAAUCUCUGUUUGAUUCUGCAAACUGUAAACAAUUGUGCAUAUUAUUGAUGUAAGAGCAUGAUAAUCAGAUAGAAUUUAGCUUUAUUUGUUUUUACUGUUGUUUCCAAGACCCCUUCAUUUUGUAUGUCUGAACUGGGCACUAAGAUCAAUAGUCAAUAGUACUGACUUGUUUUGUCAAAUAGAUAGGUCUGCCUUUUUUGCAAAUCAUAUAGGGUUUAUGAAAACUCUCAUCAACAAAAUGAAAAUGUUCUUCAACGUUGAUCCAGUCAACAACGAUAUAGCUGCUAUAAUAGGAUCAUAUCACAUAUUGUUGGGUUGGUCAAUUUGAGUUGUAGAGAAUAUACCACUACGUUUGUCAUGGAUCACAAAAUAGUUUUAGAAAAUAGGAAAUUGUGGGCUAUUCAUGUGGUCCAGUGGAGUCAUAGGGAAUAGGCUAAUGCUUAAGUUUGUGACCCGAACUAGAAGAUUGGGGUACAUUUUUGAGGACAAUUUCAGUUGAAGGAAGAGGCUAAUAGCAAAGGUUGUGACCUAUACUAGGAAAUGUUGGGUUAUUUAUUUGGUCCAGUUGAGUUUUAGGGAAUAUGCUAAUGUCAAUGUUUGUGAUCUGAAGUAGAAGAUUGGGGAACAUUCGUGUGGUCCGUUUGAGUUGUAGGCAAUAGGCUAAUGACAAAGAUUGUGGUCUAAACUAGAAGAUUGGGGAACAUUUGUAUGUUCUGUUUGAGUUGUAGGAAGAAUAGGCUGUGGCAACGUUUGUGACUGAAAAUAGAAAAUUGUCGGCUACACAUAGUCCAUUUCACUUGUAAGGAUUGACCUUAUACAACUACAAUGUUUUGUUUUAACCCUAUGCACUCGAUGGCAGUAUAUAUAAUUUGCCCUUGGUGCUCAUAUGGCCAGCACUACUGGCUGCCGCCAUUUUGAUGGAAGCACAGAUUAAUUUUUGCCGUAAUGUUAUCUCAGCUCCCGUGUCAAGCUAUACUGUUCAAGAUAUAAUACGUCCAUAACUCGUAAGGCCAGCGUCACAUAGCAGUUAUUUUCUAAUAUUCUCUUUGUAUUAUAAGGAAUGGUGAGUGCUGAAAUCUAUUGAGCAGAUUUAUUUUAAAGUAAUUUUUAAGUAAAGCAAUACAUUUUAAAUUAGCCUACAAUUCUUCUCUUAACAUUGUCUGUGCAAAUAAACCGAAUGAUGCGUAGUGGGCCUAAACACUAAAGCGAUAGAAGGGAUAAAAACGUAGAAGAUUUUACUAGAAAAUGUGUGCUAACUAUUCUGGACUAUAAAUAGAUGUAUUUUUAAAAGUUAUAUUCCGUAAAAAAUGUAACGACUGAGAAAAAUAGUUCACGUCUGAGUAUAACAUUACAGUAAAAGGCCUACUCUAUAACAUUAUAUCUUUGUUAAAAAUAUACGUAUAAGAGUUACAUUUCCCAAAUGUAUGUUUAUCCUUGUAUUAGAAAGAUUAAUUAAAAAUGAAUUUUUAAUUAUUUUUCACUUCUUUAAAAAUUUUAAAUUACUAUGCAAAUAACGUAUAGGAAAUUGAAAAAUAAUUCCAAUCUGGGAAGGCAAACAACAAAUGUAGCCUCCGAGCUGUCAGUGAAAGUAUCACGACCAUCUGCACUGGCCAUAAGAGUUGUGACGGCAAACUAUGGCAAAACUAACGUGAGCUGUCUGCAACCUUAGUGAGGCCAGUGCUGCUGGCCUUUCGAGCACAAAGGGUUAGUAUUUGUACUUUAUAAUAGCACUUGGUGAACCUCAUCACAAACAUCGAAUUGACCUGAGACAUGUUUAUCAACUUAUUUAACUUUUUAGCUUUAUAUACUGUCUGAUAUCAGCUUUGAAAUUUUGUAAAGAAUACUGAAAUAUAAAAAAAAUGUAAUUUCAGAAUUUGCAAUCGGAAUCGGCCAUUCUCUCUAAAAAAUAUUCAUUCCCAUUUUGGAAUCGAAAAACUUCCCUUAAGUUACAUUCUGAAAUACUAUAUUUUCUACUUAAUAAAGAUAUUUUCAUAAGUAUGAGUAUUUAACUGUUUUGCUCAUUUACGGAAGCUUUUCGUAAAUAUUAUAACAUACUGUAAUAGCCAAUAGUUAGGUUAGGUCACAACAUAUCUUCUAUCACUUUUGUCAAUUCACAGAGAUACAAAGAAUAGGAAUAAUUGCAACGGUUUGAUUUUUGUUGUAGGUUUUUUAAGUUCAAUGAGUAGCUAACAAUAUUUUAGAUUAGCUAGAUUGUUUUGUUUUGUACAUUUUUUAAUUUUUGUUAAACUAUUGAUAAUAUAUUGUUAAUGUUUUUCUAAUAAAGAACAAACAAAACUGAA